Molecule: messenger RNA, 655 nt
Organism: Parasteatoda tepidariorum (common house spider)
Lineage: Eukaryota; Metazoa; Arthropoda; Arachnida; Araneae; Theridiidae
Product: acyl carrier protein, mitochondrial
Biological process (GO): fatty acid biosynthetic process
Cellular component (GO): respiratory chain complex I; mitochondrion
Molecular function (GO): acyl carrier activity; acyl binding
Source: RefSeq, a predicted model, not a curated record
AGUAAUUUCACACACAAAAAUUAAACGUUUCCGGUUGCAUUGAUUUUUGGCCUAACAAAUAGUAAACAAAAAAUUUAGAGAAAAUCUUAUCCUAAGAUAUUUCAAAAUGAACUCAUUAUCAAAUGUGCUUAAAAAUACAUUACGUGGUAAAAGUCUUCUACGAUAUAGGUUUUUAUCUGUAUGUAGCUCAAGUAAUGCAGUAAGCAUGAAUAAAAAUCACCUUAAAGUUAACUCCAAUAAAAUUUUUGAGGACAAGACGAAGAGUUUAGUUUUACCAUCGUUGUCACAUGUGAGGUUUAGUGGCUCAUUUCACAUGCCAUACACUCUGAGUCAUAUUGAAGAAAGAAUCCUUUUGGUUUUAAAGCUUUAUGAUAAAAUUAAUCCAGAUACUCUUACACUCAAUUCACAUUUUUAUGAUGAUUUGGGACUGGACAGUCUUGAUCAUGUUGAAGUAAUCAUUGCAAUUGAAGAUGAAUUUGAUUUUGAAAUACCAGAAGAACAUUCUUAUCGUUUCAUGCGGCCAAAAGACUUUGUAAGAUAUGUUGCUGACCGAUUUGAUAUUUAUGAAUAAAUCAGAAUCCGCAUAUACUCACUUUACAGAGAAUCGUUAUGUGUAGAUUUUUGAAGAUAGUAAAUAAAGUUUCUUGUUUAUUUA